AUGGCGGGCAACGCGUUCUGCGCCUUCGUGGUCGUGCCGCUGUUUUUUUCGUUGUUCUCCACCGCCCCCGUGGCCCACGCGAUCCGCCUCUCCCGCGACCCCACGAGCGCUGGCGACCCCGUCGAUGUCCAGGAGUCGCCGAAGAAGAUGGCGGCCAAGGACGACGUCAAGGUGGAGGGCGACGCCGACGGCGAGGAGAUGGAGGAUGGCGAGGAGGAGGAGGAUUCAGACGCGCAUGACUCCGUCGUCGAGUGCGUGAGCGACGACCCCUUGCUCGGCAACGCUGGCGACGUCACUGGCGGCCACUGCGUGGAGUGGUCGGAGAACGACUUCCGCUAG
Prorocentrum cordatum is the source of this 339-nucleotide messenger RNA. The record is from the annotation of a GenBank genome assembly. Lineage: Eukaryota; Dinophyceae; Prorocentrales; Prorocentraceae.